Messenger RNA from Wallemia ichthyophaga EXF-994, 1683 nucleotides. Its product is annotated as Ferric/cupric reductase transmembrane component 7. Gene Ontology annotation, cellular component: plasma membrane. Bases 1 to 1683 code for a protein of 560 amino acids. The transcript is spliced from 4 exons. Gene Ontology annotation, molecular function: ferric-chelate reductase activity. Gene Ontology annotation, biological process: iron ion transport; copper ion import; intracellular iron ion homeostasis. Lineage: Eukaryota; Fungi; Basidiomycota; Wallemiomycetes; Wallemiales; Wallemiaceae. The record is from RefSeq and is a predicted model, not a curated record.
AUGAGCCAUUCUAACGACCCUCAAAAGCCCAUAUACGGACUGGUUGUUGGGUUGGCGCUGCUUGGAUUGGUGUUGUUUGUUGUAAUACUGCAGCAGACCAAGUACUACCUGGCUAAGCAUCCCCAGAGAAAGAAGCAGAUACCGUCAUUCUUACGACAAAUAGCAGCUGUCUGCAGAGCAGGAAAGUACCACCAGAUUAAAAUCCACAAAUGGUACCUACCACACACUAUUCCUCUCGUAGGAAUCAUUCUCCUUUUCAUAUGGCUCGCUGUGUGGCCACUGGCGACGCUUCCAUAUUACACAGACAAUUUCCUCGCAGAAAAACCACCACUGGCGACACGAGCAGGAUCACUAGCGAUGGCGCUAGUGCCGUUCAUAUUCACACUCGGUAGCCGAGUCAAUCCCAUCUCGCUAGCAACGGGUAUAUCGCACGAGAAGCUUCAGACGUACCACCAGUACGGAUCGAGGCUGCUGCUUUUCAUAAGCCUGGUACACGGCGUACCGAUGCUUCUGGCGCCCUAUUUCGAAGGCUACAGAACAGGUGGGAACGCAGCUGGACGGACUGCACUGCAAUACGCAUGGGACAACAACGCCCACUUUGAAUCAGGCACGGUUCUUAUCGUAUUUCUCGUAUGGAUCAACAUCAGCACCCUCAGGAUAUUCCGGCGGAUAAGCUACGAGUUUUUCGUGUUCCAGCACAUUGUCACUACAAUCGCCUUCCUGGCCAACUUGUUCCCUCAUGUGAACGUGACAUACAUGGACGCGUGGAACUAUCUCUUCGCGACUGUCGCACUGGUGCUGUACAGCUGGUUCGGGAGGCUGGUAAUAACAAUCUAUUCGAACAAGCUGUCGACGUCGCACGCGCAGUUGGAGAAUCUCACCGAGGGCAUGACGCGUCUAUCGAUCAAGACCAAAAUACGGUGGAGUCCAGGCCAACACAUAUACAUCCGAUUCCCCUUCCUGAAGCCGCUCCAGUCGCAUCCGUUCACUAUAACCAGCAUCCCAUCGACUGACUCGGAGCACUCGGUCAUACAGCUACUAGCUCGUGCCAAGAAAGGCGUGACCAAGAUACUGCACGAGCGCGCUCAGCAGGGCAAUACGUACAUACCAUGCUUUGUCGACGGGAGCUAUGGCGGGGCGGUGCCGCUAGAUGGUUAUAGGAAUGUCUUGCUGUUGUCGGGGGGUACUGGUAUAACAUGCAACAUGCCACUCCUGCUAGAUCUUGUGCAGCGCAUGGAAACACGAGCCACCAUCUGUGAGCAUAUAACGCUCGUAUGGAGUAUAAGGAGCAAGAAAUCGCUGGAAUGGUUUGACGCGACAUUCAGAGCAUUAUCGCGGCUGGCGAGCUACGACAAUGUAAGAGUUCGCAUCUUUUUGAGUGGGGACAAGACUGAGCCGGCGACGUCAUCAUCUAUCACUUCAUUGGCAUCCACCGACAGCUCAUCCUCUAUAACAGAGAAGAAGGUUUAUGAGAUAACAACGGGGAGGCCGGAUCUGGAAAAGUUGCUCAAUGAAGCUGCGAGACAUUCGGCAGGCACCACCCUGGGCCUGAGUGUUUGCGGGCCGAAGCUGUUUAAUUGGAAGGUGAUGAAUAAGGUGGCAGAGAUGGAGCUGCAGAUCGCUGCUCAGGAUAGUUGUAUGCCCACGACGCUCUACGCGCAUUCGGAAAACUUUGCGAGCUGA